Molecule: messenger RNA, 798 nt
Organism: Acyrthosiphon pisum (pea aphid)
Lineage: Eukaryota; Metazoa; Arthropoda; Insecta; Hemiptera; Aphididae
Exons: 4
Coding region: 142-543 (133 amino acids)
Source: RefSeq, a predicted model, not a curated record
UUUCUGAAAAAAUUGUGCCCAUAACUUUUGUUCCUAUAUGUUUCUAGUAUAUUAGUUGUAUAAUAUUACAAUAUUUUAUGUAUCUAAGUUCCAGAUUUAACCAAUGAACAUUUAGAUGAUAGCUUACUUUCCAAUUUAAGCAUGGAAUUAACUAAAAUUGAUUCACUAUUUCCAACACAAUCCAUACUGAAGAUUUCUAAUCAGCAUACCACUAUAAAAAGUUCAGAUGUAAUGAACAGUGAAGCAAAUGAUGAUUUUAUAAGAUAUCUUGAAUUUGAUGAUGUAAUAAAGAACAAUAAAACAUUUUCAUCGAAAAACAAAAGUCAAGAAUUGAUUGAAAGUAGCAGUCAAUGUAAACAUGAUUUAUCUGUUCUCGAAGAUUUAGCUGAAGUGAAGGUAAAGGUUCAAAAACUGUUGUUGAAUCAAAAUACCAUUCUAAACAAGUUGGAAAAAUUACUAACAAAUGAUCGUUCAGUUGAUAACUGCCUGCAGAAUAUUACAUCAACAAAAAUUGAUGAAUUUGAAAUACCUACACUUCAAUGACAAUUUUCUUUUAAAAGAAUUAACACAAUUUAAUCAUAUUAAUGACAUUUUAAACAAUAAGGCAUACUACAGUCUUAUGAAAAAGAAACUAUCAAUGUAUGGUGGAUCAAGCAUUAAUGAUGUUACACAUCAUAUUCUUAUAAAACUUUUGAGCAAUGAAAUAUCAAGAUUUAUUACACUUACUGGUCAUAAAGGAAAAAAAACAUGUUUUGCCAGUACAAACUAUUUUAAAGUAUUACUAGGUGUGUGUAUUAA